Molecule: messenger RNA, 2875 nt
Organism: Thalassophryne amazonica
Lineage: Eukaryota; Metazoa; Chordata; Actinopteri; Batrachoidiformes; Batrachoididae
Gene: baiap2b
Product: BAR/IMD domain containing adaptor protein 2b
Exons: 17
Coding region: 178-1809 (543 amino acids)
Biological process (GO): plasma membrane organization; actin crosslink formation; actin filament bundle assembly
Cellular component (GO): nucleoplasm; cytosol
Molecular function (GO): cytoskeletal adaptor activity; protein binding
Source: RefSeq, a predicted model, not a curated record
CCGUAGCAGCGCUCUGCCUCCAGCCGACGAGGACGCGCUGUGACGGGCUGACGGGCUGCGGGGGAGCCGGUGUGGGCGCAGCGGAGGACUUUCCUAUAAAAGCAGGAAUCCCGCGUCUCGCUAACAGACGAACGCUGCGGUUUGCGGCCAACAGCCGUGAUUUCCUCGCUGCCGUCUAUGGUUGUGAGUGACGCUCCGAACAGGAUGUCCCGGACCGACGAGGUGCACCGCAUCACGGAGAACGUGUACAAGUCCAUCAUGGAGCAGUUCAACCCCUGCCUGCGGAACUUCAUAGCCAUGGGGAAAAGCUACGAGAAGGCGCUGACCAGUGUCACACAUGCUGCAAAGGGCUACUUCGACGCUCUGGUGCGGAUGGGCGAGAUGGCCAGCGAAAGUCAAGGCUCUAAGGAUCUUGAAGAGGCAGCAUGGGAGGUGCUCUUUCAGAUGGCCGAGGUGCACAGACAGAUCCAGAUCCAGCUUGAGGAGAUGCUGAAAUCUUUCCAUAACGAGCUGCUCACAGAACUGGAGAAGAAGGUGGAGCUGGACGCGCGCUAUCUGAAUGCUGCACUGAAGAAGUACCAGAUGGAGCAUAAGAGCAAAGGGGAGAGUUUGGAGAAGUGCCAGGCCGAGCUGAAGAAACUGCGGCGAAAGAGCCAGGGCAGCAAGCAUCCCUCCAAGUACGGGGACAAGGAGAUGCAGUUUGUGGAGGCCAUCAGCAGCAAGCAGGGCGAGCUGGACAACUACAUCGCCGAGGGCUACAAGAACGCCCUGUCUGAGGAACGACGGCGGUACUGCUUCCUGGUGGACCGUCAGUGCACCAUGGCCAAGAACAGCAGCAUCUACCACAGCAAGGGGAAGGAGCUUCUGUCUCAGAAGGUCCCAGUGUGGCAGCAGGCGUGCGCCGAACCCAACAAACUGCCAGAUCGUGCCAUGUUCUUGGUGCAGCAGAUGAGCGGUGCAGCGGGCAGCAUGGCUCCUGGUGCUCAUCACCCUGGUAUCUCAGAACCCAGCGCCGGUGCUAAACCAAUGACAGUGCCUCCAGAGCUUGCAGCCCUCAGGGCCAGCGGGGGAAUCGGGCAGCAGAGGGUGAUGGGAGGUGUAGACGGAGGGAUGCCAGUGAUGAACGGCACAGACGGCGCCCACGGAGGAGACGACUAUCAGCAGUGGAUGGAGAGCAGGAUGGCACAGGGGAAAACAUCGCCGCAGAUCCAGCGGCAUGCGGGCGAGGUUUACUCCAACACACUGCCUGUACGCAAGAUUGCACCUGCCAAGAGCAAGACCCCCCUGACGGAGACUCGCACGUUGCCACGGUCCAGUUCCAUGGCUGCAGGUCUAGAGAGAAAUGGUCGAACCCGGGUCCAGGCGAUCUUCUCCCAUGCUGCUGGCGAUAACAGCACCCUGCUUAGCUUCUCUGAGGGUGAUGUGAUCACCCUGCUUGUGCCUGAGGCCCGUGACGGGUGGCACUACGGCGAAAGCGAGAAGACCAGGAUGCGCGGCUGGUUUCCCUUCUCGUACACUCGUGUCAUCGUCGACAGUGAUGACUCCAUGAGGCACCUUCGAGUACACAACCUCCAUCAUGGGAAGAGUAGCAGCACAGGGAACCUUUUAGAAAGAGAAGACCUGCCGCUCCCCACUCCUGAUUACGGCGUCCACUCCCACAUGCCUGCACAGAGCUUUGCCACUUUGCAAAGCCGGCAACAACACCCCUACAGUGUGGCGGUGCCAGGCUUCUCACAGCAAGGAGUUGAAGAGUACGAGCCUCGCUUCCCCACAAGCUCCACAGACGUCAAAUUGAUUUCAACCGUGUGAGAACAGAAAAAAACAGAUGCAGCCAGACGAUGCGAUAAGACAAGCAAGCUCCUCCCCCUUUAACCCUCCCCCUCCCACUCCUACUUUUGGCCAUAACGUCUCCUCGAGCCGAUGAUGCCGUCAGGAGCCUCACCUCUACCCCCCGCCCCAUCCCAUCCCCCCACCCCCUCACCCCUUUAACCAGAACCAGAACACGACGGACUCAGAAGUUCCUCUGAAGAAAAUGUCUCUUUCUGCUUGUCUUUGAUGCAUGUUCAUUUCUUUUCGACCAGGAUCUUAUUUCCUGCAGGUGGACCUGAUUUGAACCAGGCUGUAAAUGUUGAUCCCACGGAGGAUUUUAGUAUUGUAAAAACAAAGAAACAGAUGACACUUCUACUGGUUCUUUCAGUGUAACUUUAUCUUUUCAUGCUGUGAGGUUUUGAUAAUUCCUCUGAGGUUUAGAGGUCACGUAUCACGAUAGUGAGCCGCUAAUGUAAAUGUUUGAAAUUAUACCGGGAAUGUUUAUUGUAGAUUAACCUGAUUCACUUUAUAACAGAUGCACCUUAUCAGCGUAAAAACCCUUUAAAUUAAGGACGCUAUCGUGUUUGAGGGUCAUGAAAAGGCUGAUUGGGGUCAACUAAAUCCUGCAACCUUCUCACAUUAACCUCCUAAAAGCCCAACUUUGGUUUAAAACAUUUUUAAUUUCUCCUCUCUCUGUGUUGUCUUUGAAGAAGACACAUUUUGUUUGUUUGUUGGUUUGUUUGUAACAAUGACCUGAUAUGUGGACGCAGGGUCUCAGGAGGUUAAAGUGAUUUGCAUUUCUUUUAUUCACUUUUUUAUUGCUGAGAUCGUGAGGAGACAAUCACAAUGUUUGAAAUAAAAUAACCAGAACAGCACUCAGAGAACAUACCUGAGCUGAUGCCCAAAAUCAUCUUUUUGGGUUACCCGCCAAUAGGUCGAUAACCCUAUGUUGUGGCGCGGCAUCCGUUGUAGUCGUCCAUUUAUUGCGAUAUCUCAAAGACUGUCUGAUAACUUUUUUUCUAAUUUGGCAAGGGCAUAAUAUGGGGUCAUUGACAUUGUUCCCGUC